This is a messenger RNA of Penicillium angulare, 501 nucleotides long. RefSeq lists its product as uncharacterized. The record is from RefSeq and is a predicted model, not a curated record. Lineage: Eukaryota; Fungi; Ascomycota; Eurotiomycetes; Eurotiales; Aspergillaceae. The transcript has 3 exons. Gene Ontology annotation, cellular component: mitochondrion; nucleus. Gene Ontology annotation, biological process: mitochondrion organization. Bases 1 to 501 code for a protein of 166 amino acids.
AUGCCUCGCCAACAACGCCGCGCCGCCCCUACUCCUGCACGCAGUGCACCCACUCGUCCUACAGCUGCUCCUGCUAGGCCCGCCCCCCAGCAGCAGGCGUCUCAUUCAACUGCUGCGCAACCCCAGCAGCACCAGGCUCCUCCGCCCAUGCAGGCCCCUGCCCAGCAAAGCGCAGGCCCGGGUCUGUUUGGGCAGAUGGCCUCUACAGCUGCUGGUGUAGCUGUCGGUUCCUCUAUUGGCCAUGCCGUCGGAGGCUGGUUCAGCGGUGGUGGCUCCAGCGCUCCUGCUGAGACCCAGCAGGCUGCUCCUGCUCAGUCGCAGGCUAUGGAUAACAGUCUCUGGCAAAGCAGUGCCACAAAUCAGUCUUGGGAGACCCCUGCCUGUGAAUCCAAUGUCCGUGACUUCCGCAACUGUAUGGAUGAGAACCAGGGCAACAUGGGCAUCUGCGGAUGGUAUCUUGACCAGCUGAAAGCGUGCCAAGCUGCUGCCAAACAAUAUUAA